This is a messenger RNA of Sphenostylis stenocarpa, 456 nucleotides long. NCBI's taxonomy places the organism in Eukaryota, Viridiplantae, Streptophyta, Magnoliopsida, Fabales, Fabaceae. The record is from the annotation of a GenBank genome assembly.
AUGGACCGUUUAAAAUUGCGUCCCAAACACCUCUAUCAACGGACUCUAAAAAUAUUUGCAUACGUACUUUCCAAAAAGGAUAAUUUUGACCCGCAAAAAGUGGGGGUCUCGUUGAUAGACGCACCUUCGGCAAAAGCAUACACAGAGUGUUCUAAAUCUUCUUUAGAAUCCCUCCGAGGCAUUUCCGGAGUUUCUGAGAGUUGUAGAGUGAAGGGUUGCCAAAAAGCACCCACUCUUUUAAAGAUAUAUAUAAAGCUUGCUUUGAAGGUUAGCCCGGUUAUCGGACAACUUAAGGACGUUGUAACCACCCAUAAAACGCGAAAAUCAAGAGAGUCGAAAAAACCAUCGCGUCGCUCCGACCGCGCCCCCUCUUCGGGGAGGCGGCGACAGAUGGCGACUCCGCUGGGGAAGCCUAGAGAGUUGAUCCCAUUUAGUGAUGGGCUGGCUAAAGGAUAA